CUUCCCUUAUAUAAAUGCACCGGCUCCGGCACUGCAAGUCUGCAGCGGCCACAGAUACCACGACGCAAGCGCAACGCACAGAAGCACGCAUCCAUGGCUGCCACCAUGAAGCUCUCGCUCACCUUCGUCCUCCUCCUCUCCGGGCUCGUGGUGUUCGGGGACGUGGGUGACGCUGCGCCGACCUGCGACAUCAUCCGGUGCAUCCAGGGAGGGAACAUCACCUGUGCCAACCGCCCCGGCAAGGUGUUCGAAGGGUGCGCCUGCGUCUGCGCGCCAGAGGACGGCAAGGGCUGCGUGCUCCACCUCGACGACGGCACCAGUCAGAAGUGCACCAAGACGAGUGGCUGAAAUCAUGAAAUCUCAUUAGAUAGACUACGCCGCGUUCCUCUUGUUCGUCGUCGGCGCCCUGGGGUUUGAGUAGAAUAAAUCUGCAGCAAGUUUGUCUUCCAAUAAUGAUUAAUAACGAACUCAACGCAAGUUUGUGUGUA
Molecule: messenger RNA, 488 nt
Organism: Lolium perenne
Lineage: Eukaryota; Viridiplantae; Streptophyta; Magnoliopsida; Poales; Poaceae
Source: RefSeq, a predicted model, not a curated record